AUGCUCUUGCCAAACAUCGUGUCGACAACGCGGUUGAUAUUCCAACGCCGGUAUCGCGCCUUUCUCACCCAGGCGAUCGUCGCAAUCAUCAUCGUGGCCUUCGUGCUGAACUCCUACGGCCCAUCAAUACGAGACUUUGGCGCCACACCACAAGAGCAGGACGUGGGGCUUCCGGACAGCUACACCGGGGAGAGUUUGCUCGCGCCCGAGCCAGACCCGGAGCCGUCUUCGGGAGGAGACUUUAACGACGAGCCCGAGUCGAACUUGGAGGAGAGCUUCCUGCAGGGUAUGGGAACAAAACACCCCCGCGGCGGCCAGGCGGAGAAAAAGGCCGGUCGAGAAUUCUCUCGUCAAGAAAUCACUGGCGAACCCACCGACGCCGGCCUCGACACACUAUGCAAUCAGGGGAGCAGACUGUGGAAUCCCAAUGUCAUCGUCGAGUGCCCCCUACUCGAUGGAGGCUUUGGCAAUGGUCGCCUGAACCUCUUGCAGUGUCUUCGUUAUGUCAUUGAGGCCAAAGUGUCCAUCAAGCUGCCACGCAUCGCCCGCCGAAACGCCAACGACGUGACCGACUUCCGGACCAGCGAUCACGUGGACCUCGACUACCUGAUCGAUGACAGGCGUUUCCUGCGGAUUCUGGGGAAGCACUGUCCCAACCUCGUCGUUCACCCUGCGGGCUACGACGACGCGCGGAUCCGCCAUCUGCCCAGCAUAUCCCCCCUCAACGAUCUGCAACUCGAAAGCUUCAGCGAACCGGACAUGCCGCCCGUUUUCGCCGUGCCUACGCAUCCCGAACUAUGGCCGGCGGCCCUGGACAAGUGGCUGGAGUCUGCGACGGAAGGCAAGCCGCCGUCGGCCGAGUCGCCGGUGCUCAUGGGGCUUCACUCCAUCAUGUUCCUCUGGCCGACCUCGCACGACCCGCCCUCGGUGGUGCGCCACUUCAGCGAGCUCGUCCGCCCGCGGGACGAGGUCAGGCUCCUCGCGGCCGCGGCGCUCCAGCGGAUGCAGCAGCAGUUCAACGUGCACAUCAGCUUCCGGACCAGCGACGAGCCCAGGGCCCGCGACAACGCCUUCAUCGGCGUCCACCUGCGCGUCGAGAAGGACUCGAUCGACUACAAGUGGAUCUCGUACGAGGACCAGUUCAACUACCUCGACCAGCGGCUGCGGGAGCGCAAGGGCAACGCCACGCACCCCCCCGACAAGACCCUGCCGGACACGGAGAAGACGGUGCUCUACGUCGCGAGCGGCGACGCGGCCGGCAUCGCCCGCUUCGCCAAGGACGUGGCGCCCAUCACCGUCGUGACCAAGAACGACCUGCUGCCCGAGGGCACCUUCGCCGGCGCCUCGCUGCGCAACAUGACCUGGGACCAGCAGGCGCUCGUGGACAUGCUGAUCCUCGAGCACUCGGGCUACUUCAUCGGCGUCCGCGACUCGACUUUCUCGUGGCACCUGACGCUGCGGCGGGCGGCGGCCGUGAACUGGAUCACCGGCGGGUACCCCACCGACUGCUGGCAGGGCGACGAGGGCACCAAGGAGAGGAAGAGGAUCGGGUGCAAGUCCAUGCUGGCGGAAAACGAGGAGUGGCGCGACAAUCUAAGUACCCUCAUGGGCAACGGUCAUUAUAGGCUAGAGCCGCAGGUUAUGGCGACGUGUUGGCCCUGA
Colletotrichum higginsianum IMI 349063 is the source of this 1662-nucleotide messenger RNA. RefSeq names its product Alternative oxidase. The record is from RefSeq and is a predicted model, not a curated record. The transcript has 3 exons. Bases 1 to 1662 code for a protein of 553 amino acids. NCBI's taxonomy places the organism in Eukaryota, Fungi, Ascomycota, Sordariomycetes, Glomerellales, Glomerellaceae.